AUGUUUUCAAUGGGUGCUCCUAUUUUACGCUGUAUUUUCCUGUAUCUGGCAUACCGUUUCUUUGAAAACGUAGCUCCAUAUAAUCUGUAUGUUUACGCUCAAAAUGGACUAAUUGUUCCCGUUAUUGAUAACCCUCCAAUUUUAAACGCUAACUGCGAGCACACUGUACGGGAAAUUCAAUACCAGAUAGUGCAGAAUGGGAAAUCGGAGAGAGACAAAUCACCAGGCAACCCACUAUAUUUAAGAAAUAAAACAUUUACAAACCAUCAGUUUUAUGGGACUGAUGAAGACGGGAGAAUAGUGUCUGCAUAUAUUCCACAGUGUCGUCUGGACCGACCAGACUUGUAUGUUGCUAGACAGUGUAAUGAGUAUGACUGCUUUUGUGUCAAUGUAACUACUGGAGUAACACUAUUGGGUACACGUGCAAGCCCUGUUGAAGUAGGAGAUUGUUCUACAGCCGUUUAUUCAGUUUUGCUUGCUUUACACGCACGAAGUAUCCUGCCGACUUCUGUUGUUGGCGGACCGCGUCAAGAAAGUUCAUCUGAGACUGGUGAUGUUGAUGGUGUGCUAUGGGAUUCCGAUGCCUCCUUAAAGUUACAUAUAAAAAACAGCAUAGAAAGAAUUUUACGUUCAGCUGUUGGAUUUCAACAAGUAACAAGCGUUACUCGCAUAUCCGCCAUUCCAGAUGUUCAAAAUUUGCAUAACAGUUCCGAAUUUGCAUACUAUCAAGUCCAGCUGACCUCUACUGGUCAUAGCUCUUUGCAAGCACCUCAGGAUCUUUUGGAAAAUCGCCUUCACGAAGGAUUUUUAUCAGAUGUUGGUGCUGUUGAUCCACGUAUAAGCUAUGUAAAAAUCCUAGAGCCUAAAAUUCCAGACCCAGCACCUUUAGCAUCUCAUGAAUCUGAAGAUUUAUUGUCAGACAAACAAAUUAAUUUUCAUUUUUCUGAAAAUGAAAUAUCUCAACAACAACAUCAACAGUCUAAAUCUUUAAUACCAACAGUUGGGCAUAAAAUGGUUGCAGUGAGAAGUUCAGAAACGAGCGAAAAUUCCUAUCUCCUUUCACAUGAAGCAUCAAGUUUAAAAUCUUUAGGUCCUAAAUCAUCAUCAUCGUCAUCCUCCGAAAAUGUAGCACAUAAACUUGGACCUUUUGAACCGAAUACUUUAAGCGGCGGUGUUUCAGCUGUACGUCAAACCUCAAUACAUAGUAGAUCACUUCAUCAGUCAUGGAAUUCUGGGACAUCAACAUCAAAAAUUUUAAGUCAACCUGGUGUAAUAGCUGGUAUCGUUGGAAGUGUAGUACUUGUCUUACUAUUGUUAAUUUUGCUUAUUCUAUUCUGUAUUUAUCGUUUACGUAAAAAAGAUGAAGGAUCUUAUGCUUUGGAUGAACCGAAAAAAUUACCCACAGUUGACACUUAUACAAGAGCACCAACAAGAGAAUUUUAUGCUUAA
Schistosoma curassoni is the source of this 1449-nucleotide messenger RNA. Lineage: Eukaryota; Metazoa; Platyhelminthes; Trematoda; Strigeidida; Schistosomatidae. The record is from the annotation of a GenBank genome assembly.